UUCGUGCCCUUGUUUCGCAGGCCCAUUCCCGCUUCUGAACUUCAAAUCAAAUAACGCGAGUUUCUCAUCUCUGACCAAUCCCCGCCAUGGAAGAGGGACAUGGAAGCUCGGAGAUGGUGACAGAUUGCUCGGAAAUUGAGACCGCCGCAGAUUCUCUGGACGAUUCUACGAUCUUCCACACCGUAAACGACGUCGCCGGAUUCGUACUUUACAUGCACCAGCAAAUCCCUUCCAUGUUGCAGGAUAUCAGUCUCGAAUUCGACACAUUGUGUGAAGAGUACAGUGAAUUGGAAAUCGGUCUUAAACAAACCCUAGAGAACGCAUCGAUGCGGAGAAAGCACGCCAGCAAAAUGAGAGAGGUGAAACAGGGGAUCAGAAGGUUCGAUAAGCUGAUGCGUUCGGUUUCCGAUUUCCAAAAUGCGCUUAAGCUGAUGAUCGGCGAGGUUCCGAGCAUCCAAGCAGCCAUUUUGGUUAUUGGAGGUAGUCCUUUACGGCCUCAGCAAGUGUACGAGUUGAGCUUUCCGCACGGCAAGUCUGUGCCCGUUGGCCCUCCUGAUUUCGCCAAAAGCAGAGCAGCAGAAGCGCUUUCAAGAAAGGUUAUUCGGACACUGGUCUCAAUGGGUGCUGGAUCUGCUUCAUAUCAAGGCAUUUCAAAGUUAUUUCUACUGGUCAGAGCUCCCUCUUCAUUUAAUCUGCCCCUUCAUUUUCUCCCAAAGCGUGAUUUUAAAUACGGCAAAAAGACUGUGCCGUUCAGAAUUCGAGUCAAGUGUAGAACCGAAUCCCAUAAAGAAAUGGAUGCUAAUGAUCUCGAGCAUCACACUGACAGCUCCAUUGAUUCGGCCGAGUCUAUUCCAAAUGAAUUAAUAUGGUACCAAUGUCGACAUGUUAUCAAAGGCCUAGCAUUCAACACACAAACUGAAGAAUGAGGAUUUUCUGAUACAACAUGAUCAGCAGCUCGUUUGUUAUGAAUACCUCGUUACGUGUAUAUAUAUUGUAUGCUUCCAGUGUUCUAGCGUAGGAAGUUGUUUUAAUCUGUUGACGAGAGAAAGUCUUUACUGAACCAUACUGCAGAUUGGGCUAUUGUAAUAGUAGAGAAUCCUCACAACUGUCUAUUUUUCUUUUGUGACUUGUCAAACGGGGCUGUUUUGUCUAUUUUCCUUUUGUCAAGGAAUAAAAGCAAAAUUCUCA
Molecule: messenger RNA, 1188 nt
Organism: Morus notabilis
Lineage: Eukaryota; Viridiplantae; Streptophyta; Magnoliopsida; Rosales; Moraceae
Exons: 7
Coding region: 87-926 (279 amino acids)
Biological process (GO): regulation of exit from mitosis
Cellular component (GO): nucleus
Source: RefSeq, a predicted model, not a curated record